Molecule: messenger RNA, 783 nt
Organism: Entamoeba dispar SAW760
Lineage: Eukaryota; Evosea; Mastigamoebida; Endamoebidae
Exons: 1
Coding region: 1-783 (260 amino acids)
Cellular component (GO): Golgi apparatus
Source: RefSeq, a predicted model, not a curated record
AUGGGAAUCUGUUUUGAAUGUAAAAAGCCAACUGAUUUGUAUUGUGUCCAUCACAAAAAACACAUUUGCAUUGAAUGUAUAUUCAAAGGCCAUGUCAAUUGUACUGUUUGUAAAUACCGUGAAUAUGUAGAAGAAAACCGUGAGGAAGUGAAUAAUUGUAUAAUUUGCAGCACUGAAUUGACAUCAAAAGAGACUGUACGCUUGCCUUGUUUUUGUGUGUUUCACAAAGACUGCUUAAUUUCUUUGUUCGACCAAUCAAUAGAAGAGGUUAAAUGUCCUAAAUGCCAUCAACCAAUUUUCACACAACAAGACAUUCCAAAUCAAAUCAAAGACCAAUUAAUCUCUACGUUUGCUGGUAAAUCUUAUCUUCAACCAUUUCUUGAGUUAAAUCCUCCUAAACAUGAAGAAGAAAUAGAUAUGACUGCAGCAGUUUUAUUGAACGAAACUCCAAAAGAAAUAAAACAACUCCCACAAGAAAAAGAAGAGCAAGACAAUGUCGAAUAUGUCCAACAAGAAAUCACUAGUUUAAAACGUAAAGACGACAAAGUAGAAGGUAGUGAAAAUAAUGAAGUUGCACCAACUAUAGAAUUUGACGUGAGCAGUGAUGAAGAUGACCAUGGAAGUAAGAAAAAAGAAAUGUCUUCUAUUGGAAAGAAUUUCAUUCAAACAUUAGGAAAGAAGAACAAAAUAUCUGGAAGUACUCUUUUGAUUUUAUUUGGGUUAAUGGUUGUACUAGUUGUUUUUAUGGUUGUUGUUUAUUUCAUUGGUAAUAAAGACACAUAA